AUGCCCCAAUCUCAUUACCGGCACAACAUCCUCAUCGAGGCAGACAUAUUUGGAGAGCAGAACGUGAGGAGACUACUCGAGGACUUGUCAACGCAGAUGGAUUUUCGGUGGACGUACGAACGUUAUACCCGGACCUUUCGACUCUCAGCGAAGAGGGGCUUCUCUCUUGACAUCAAUCGACGUGAUAAUGGGGCUUCUAUGACACUCACCAGUGUCAUCUAUGGAGAAGAGGUGGAGACUGGUUGGUGA
This is a messenger RNA of Clonostachys rhizophaga, 249 nucleotides long. Lineage: Eukaryota; Fungi; Ascomycota; Sordariomycetes; Hypocreales; Bionectriaceae. The record is from the annotation of a GenBank genome assembly.